Molecule: messenger RNA, 1011 nt
Organism: Vicia villosa (hairy vetch)
Lineage: Eukaryota; Viridiplantae; Streptophyta; Magnoliopsida; Fabales; Fabaceae
Product: sulfite exporter TauE/SafE family protein 3-like
Exons: 9
Coding region: 1-1011 (336 amino acids)
Biological process (GO): protein ubiquitination
Cellular component (GO): membrane; Cul4A-RING E3 ubiquitin ligase complex
Source: RefSeq, a predicted model, not a curated record
AUGAAGUUUCGAUGGCAAAUAGUUUUGGGUACUUUUGUUGGUUUUUGUGGAGCGGCGUUUGGAAGCGCUGGUGGUAUUGGUGGUGGUGGAAUAUUUGUUUCUAUGCUUACUCUUAUUAUUGGAUUUGAUCCCAAAUCAGCCACUGCUAUCUCAAAAUGUAUGGUGAUGGGUGUAUCCCUUGCAGCAGCUUACUACAACCUUAAACUGAGACAUCCUACAUUAAAUAAGCCAAUAAUUGACUAUGAUUUGGCACUUCUCAUUCAACCUAUGCUCAUGCUUGGUAUCAGCAUUGGAGUUAUCUGCAACGUUAUAUUUCCUGAUUGGCUUGUAACAAUAUUGCUUAUUGUUAUUUUCUUAGGCACAUCAACUAAGGCAUUUUUUAAAGGGGCUGAGACAUGGAAAAAGGAAACCCUAGUGAAAAAGGAGGAGGCUGCCAGGAGACAAGAAUCAAUUGCUGAAGAUGAAGCAGAAUACGAAGCUCUUUCAACUGGACCAAAUGGUGGCAUUGAAAACAAAAUCGAGGUGACUAUAAUUGAGAACGUGGACUGGAAAAUGUUUGGACUUCUUGCAUUAGUUUGGGUUUCAUUCAUUGCAAUACAAAUUGCUAAGCAAAACACAUCUACAUGUUCAACAACAUAUUGGGUACUGAACUUUUUACAGAUUCCAAUCUCAAUUGGAGUAUCUUCAUAUAAGGCAACUGCAUUAUUCACAAGGAAAAGAGAAAUAUCUUCCACAGGUGAUCAAGGGAAAGAAUUUACAGUUACCAAACUUAUCAUUUAUUGUGUCUUUGGCCUACUGUCCGGUGUAAUCGGUGGAUUGUUGGGACUAGGAGGCGGAUUCAUUAUUAGUCCACUUUUUCUGGAACUGGGAAUCCCUCCACAAGUGUCAAGCGCCACAACAACGUUCAUCAUGAUAUUCUCUUCGUCUAUGUGUGUCGUGGAAUACUUCAUGUUGAAACGAUUUCCAGUUCCUUAUGGUUCGUGUUAUCGAGAACUUCUAGCUUUUUUUUAG